CGCACCGUACGCAACGGAUCCAGAUCGGUCUUCCGGCAGGAAGGUUUUCCCACAUAAAUCUUGCAGGAUUUAGGUUAGAACUCGACUUACCCCACCCGAGCUGCGAUAGAAAGCCUGCCAACGCCGUCGCCCUUAUAAUAAUUAGAAGCAACAUUACGCGCAAUAAUUAGGUUUUAUUAGCCUAUUUGCACGUAUGGAUAUGGAUAUCAUGCCUGCCUCUCAAGGCAGCAGGAUGAAGCAAUCGAAGAAUCCAAGGAGGAGGUUUUUAUUUCUUUUCAAACAGAAGGUUGGAUCUCUAGUUCACGGAGAAGACAAAGUUAUUGGGCCAAAGAAGAUGUUUAGGCUAUGUAUUCUUGAUGAGUUUGGCAUGAGAACAAUGGCUAAACCUAUGGUUAUACUUAAAUCAACAUCACUACGCCGUGAAAUAAAACUUCGUACGGAGAAGCGGAAGAUAGUGUGGGCUUACCGUGUAUAUCAGGUUCGUACAUGGGAAGCUUUCAAGAGAAAUGUCGAAACCAUCGGAAGGUUGACUCGUACGUUAAACAAUGCAAUUAGAACGUACGGCAGCCGUCGUUUGCAAGCUGGAUUAUUUUACUUGGCCAUAAAUUGGAAUCCUCGUUUUACAUACACGGUUCGUAGUCAUAUCUACGGUGACAAUGAGUUUUUGAGAGAUUUGUGGAGAAAGAAGAGACUGGAGCGUAAGAUGAGGCAAACUAAGAUGGAGCUAUGCAACACUUCUGCAAGUACAUAGAGAUGCGAUCUGUGUGAUAGAAAUCUUUCUGCCAUUGUCGUCAGAACGCUGAAAUUGUGUCGCAUGAGGCACAUAUUUUGCUUGUUACUUGUAAUUUUCUUGGCAUUCAUAAUAGUAUAUAUGUAAGUGAGUGUUAAGUUUUGGGCUGACUCGGUACUACUGCUACGUUUUUCUAUAGAGCUUGAAUGCAUUUCUUUUUCGGUUUUGUUCAAUCUAUGUGAAUAUUACAUCGGU
Molecule: messenger RNA, 985 nt
Organism: Triticum aestivum (bread wheat)
Lineage: Eukaryota; Viridiplantae; Streptophyta; Magnoliopsida; Poales; Poaceae
Exons: 2
Coding region: 194-751 (185 amino acids)
Source: RefSeq, a predicted model, not a curated record